Messenger RNA from Morchella sextelata, 2292 nucleotides. RefSeq lists its product as uncharacterized. The coding region runs from base 1 to 2292 and encodes 763 amino acids. The transcript has 3 exons. The record is from RefSeq and is a predicted model, not a curated record. NCBI's taxonomy places the organism in Eukaryota, Fungi, Ascomycota, Pezizomycetes, Pezizales, Morchellaceae.
AUGGCUGGCAAAUCGGUUCAUGACCUAUCCAUGACCAUCUCUCAUGAACACGAACACGAAUACUCCUCCGAUGUCGAAGAGAUCGAGGGUUUAGCCGCCACAUCUGAUAUCACUUCCUCUUUACUUACAGAGAUCGAUGCCCUCGAAAAGGCAGAGCGCGAGUCAGCGGAGGCAUUUAGGUUGCAGCAGCAGCAGUCAGAGGAGGCAUUCAGGAUGCAGGAGCAGAGGCGGCAGCGGCACAUAGAUACUCUACGAAAAUUAGCCCGCCAUUCCGACACGAUUCUACAUCAGCAGCAUGUUGCGCGACAGAAGGCCAGGAUCAAAAGACUCCAGAAGACGGCCACGGAAGCUGCUGAGGGAACACCUGCCACAGUGAAGCAGGCGGAGCCCAAGAAAAGUAUUGCUACAGCAGCUUCUACAGCAGCUUCUACACCAAUAGCUACUGUAGUAGCUACUCCAUUAGCCGCUAAAGUAGCUACUACUUCAGCUACCAAAGCCAAUACAUCGGCUUCUAUAUCAACUACUAAAGCAGCUACUGCAUCUGCUAGUAGACCAUCUACUGCUGCUGCUGCUGCCCCACAGGCUCUGAGGGAUGCGCAACAGGAUACCACGAUGGCGAUGGACGACGACGACGACGCAGACUACUACACACUACCACUGCCCCCACCAGCACAAGCUGCGCCAGUCGCACCAAUGACUGUCGAAGCCCCGAAAGCGACACCUAAACCUCUGAUCCCACCAUCCAAACAAACUAAGCAAGGUGGGGGUACGACUGGGGGGUCCGCCUCCGAGACCUCCGCAGCAGCUACGAGCAAGCCCCCCCGCCCAGUACAGAAAAUGGUCCCUAGUCGUGGCCGCCCUACACGCGGCCGUGGCAUUUCACGGGGCCGUAUUGCUAUAAGCAGCAGCAGCAGCAGUAGCAGCAGCAGUAAUGGCAGUCCUGAACCUGAGGAGGUCCCUAAUAUACCUAGGCGUGGCGGAUUAGGUGUGACAGGGCGCCGCUCGAGGCCGUACAAAAGAGGCGGCACCACAAGGGCUUCUGUGUCGAGCGUGGAUGAGGAUGAAGAGACACAGUUCACGCCCAUUAUUCCCAGCUCGCGGAAGCCCGGGUUUACGGCUGUUAAUACUCCACGUACGUGGGCCGACGACCACGGCCUCGAGGCUGAGAACCGUGCUAUCUCAUCUUUCCCUGCCGGUGCUGGUCCCGCGUCCACAAAGAAGCCAAUUCCACCAGCGAAGAGGGUUGAUCAGGUUGCCCUAUUCACACCGAAGGACCUACGCGGCAUCUACGGUGGUGGGAAUCCAGGGCUCAUUUGCGCGACAGUCAAAGCCGAAGACAUUGCCCGCGCUGUGAUCAGAACGCGUAAUUACAUCUGUUUAUCCCCAGAUGCACAUUUCAAACCUCCGGGCACGAUUUGUGAUAAUGCUGAGAUGUUGGAUAUAUAUGGUCAGGACGACCCGAUUGAUAGGCGCGUGGCGACGGUUCCAGUUCUUAGGAAGGUCGACAAGUUGUGGAUGUACUGUGGUAACUACAAAGUGGGCGAUCGACGUAUGGUUACCCUCCCGGAGUGGCGCGAGGGGGGCGAGAAUGUGAAGAAGCAUUGGGCGAAGAAAGUGCAGGAUACAGAGUGGGGAAGGGAGUGGUUGGUCAGGAAGGGGUGGCUCGUGCAUGGCGAGAUCAGGAACGUCAGUUUGGAUGAGAUCUUGGGGUACUUUAGGAUUUCCGACGACAAGAAAGGCCUCCGCUUCUCGUCCACCGCGCUCCACUUCCAUGAAUACGACAAUGUCUCCUACAACAAGAUGGUCGACUUCUGUUCUCGGAACCACCCCAACGAUAAUCCCCACGCCCGGCUCUCCACCCUCAAGUCCAACCACCUCAUCCUCCCCGCCCCCUCCAAAAAUACCAACAAGAGCCACCUAACCACCCCCCCCGAUCCAACUCCAUCCAAUAAACGCCGCCGCCAAGAAGGGCCAGCGCCCACCUCUGUCCGUACCAUCACCACCGCCUCCACGGCGGGCCGCGGUAGUACCGUCACCACCACCUCCUCCUCGGCGGGCCGCGGUGCGAGGAGGGUUAGUCGCAAUGUCAUCGACUAUCGCAUCGCACCCAUGAAUGAGUUUUCCACCGAGGAAGGGGGCAAGGGCCGGGAUGAUUUUGUGGACCUUGACAGCGAUGAAAGUGAGGGUGGUAAUGGGGGUGAGGAGGACGAUGAUGAUGAUGAUGAUGAGGAGGAGGAGGAGGAGGAGGAGGAGGAGGGAAGUGGGGAUGAGGACGUUAUGGUCCUUGAGUAG